UUAUGCGUUUUUCCUUUCUAUAAUACUAAAUGAGGAUACCUGUUUUUGUGUGUCAAUUCAGCAGUUUUUUUAUACAAUUUUCAUGAGGUCUUUUCCUAUGUAGUCUAAGUACACCUCGUAUCUUCGAAGUUCAUUAGUUAAAAUAUGAAAAUGAUAUCAUUCUCUUUGAAAAUUGGAAUGUUCCUUGGAAUCAUAGUGGUGUUGGCGAAUUCAAUAAGUGUUCAAAGUAAAAGAGACCACUUCAUUAGAAGUCCUGUAGACUGUGGAGACAUUGAUAUCAAACACGGAAGUGGUAUAUAUAAGAUCUUCCCCCAGGGUUCAUUAGAUGGUUUUUAUGUAUAUUGCGAUAUGGACACAGAAGAUUUAAAAGGAGGGUGGACGGUUUUUCAACGUCGAAUAAAUGGUGAGGUUGAUUUUUAUAGAGAAUGGGCUGAUUAUAAAGAAGGAUUUGGGACAGUUAAAGGAGAAUUUUGGCUUGGCAACGACAAACUACAUAUCCUAACAUCGCAAGGGAAUUAUGAACUGUUGAUAUCAAUGAAAGACUUUGAAAAUCAUAAUGGAUAUGCAAAAUAUAAGAACUUCAAAGUUGGGGAUGAAGCUUCAAAAUAUAAGUUGACCUUCUCGAGCUUUACUGGAAAUGUUGGUGACUCUCUUGCCCAUCAUAAUGGUAAGAUGUUUAGUUCUAAAGAUCAGGAUAAUGAUAACCAUGAAUCCAACUGUGCCACUAUGUUUAAAGGAGCCUGGUGGUACAACAAAUGCCACAAUUCUAACUUGAAUGGACGAUACCUUAAAGGAGCACACACUUCCCAUGCUGACGGGAUAGAAUGGGAAACUUGGAAAGGUUCAUAUUACUCAUUGAAGACAACCACAAUGAUGAUGCGAAGGGUGAAAUAAAACAAAACUAGGUGCUUGGUGUUGUUCGAUUUGAACUGUGUACAGCAUACUGAAAACUAAUAAACUUGAAACUCUGAAUAUGGAGGUCUACUUUAAAAAGUCGCAAUACUUGAUUCCUGAAAUACAAUGUAUCAUAAUUUUGUUUAAAUAUACACAAUUAAUAAAACGAUUCCUUUAAAAUAACUGUUGUCAGAAUUUAAAAUCUGAAACGAACACAAAAACACACACGACCAGUAUC
Messenger RNA from Mytilus californianus (California mussel), 1132 nucleotides. Its product is annotated as ficolin-1-like. The record is from RefSeq and is a predicted model, not a curated record. Lineage: Eukaryota; Metazoa; Mollusca; Bivalvia; Mytilida; Mytilidae. The transcript has 5 exons. Bases 145 to 894 code for a protein of 249 amino acids.